AAAAAUAAAGAAAAGAAAAAGGUAAUAAAACGGGGAAAGUUCUCCGAUUGCCAUCACAAAAGAAAAUCAGAAUUCUCAAUUCGUCUCCGACCACCUUAGGGUUUUGACGAAAUCGGAAAGAUGUACGACGUCAUGUUGGAUGAGGCGAAGAUGUGGCUCGACGAACCUCCGCGACGUAAGCGGAAGCUGGAAGCUCCGCCGCCUGCACCGAUAGUUAGCUAUAACCCUGAACCAUAUACAGAUUCUGACGAGGACGAGAUCGAUCCGGUGGAGAGGGAGAAGUAUCGAAUACAGCUUGUCGAGUCUGGGGGAACGAACUUACAAUUCAUCACUGUAAAGAAAGCCAACGCAGAUUUCCAUUCAAUUGUUGCGUACUACAUAACUUUGGAGGCAAUGGAUCCGUUCACUGAUUCACUUGUUACUUUCCAAACCUCUGUCUGGGAUGCUUCUACGAGGAACAAGGAGAAGUUGAGAUUGCUCAUAGAAGUGUGCAGAAUAAAAGGAACUGGAGAAGAAACUGGCCUAUGGGACGCAGAUGCUGUAGAUGAGUUUUAUAAAGAUGAUAUGUCUCAGUGGUUAGAGGGAGAUGCGCUUACAGGCAGUGAUAAGCUACAAUACUAUGAGUUGAAGGAGUCGGAUCUGCGAGACAACGAAUGGCUUUAUCUAUAUGCUGAAAUUGCAAUGUUCUCUGAGCGGGCAAGUGACCUGAGCGCUUAUUUGCCGGUGGAGAUGAACAAAGUAGUGGUACGAACAAGGGAAGAUGUAGAGCCGAGUAAGAAGCUCAAGUCAAAGGACGCGACUUUCUACAUGAGUUUCAAGGCCCGUGGUGGUCCCGAGUGCAGAGGCAUAAUAAGGCGGACGAGCGAUGGAAGACCACGACACAUGAGCCUUCAAGCUAAAUGUUGGAUCGACAAGUAGAGAGAGAGAGAGAGAGAGAGAUGUGGUCUUCUUAUGUAUUUAAGCCAUGUUGAAAUACUCAAGAUGUUAUAUAAUCUAUCGCUGUAGGAACCACUUUAUUAUUAAGAUAACUUGGUGUGUUUCUACCUAUUACGUUUGGUUUCCCCCUAAAUCUAAUAUCCUAACAAAUAGGUACC
Messenger RNA from Thlaspi arvense, 1094 nucleotides. The record is from the annotation of a GenBank genome assembly. Lineage: Eukaryota; Viridiplantae; Streptophyta; Magnoliopsida; Brassicales; Brassicaceae.